AUGCAUGUAUUGGAUUUGCCAUAUAAUGUACUUGAUGAUAUAAUAGGGUACUUGAACCAAAGUGAUCUUGUAUCACUUGGAAGAACGAACAGGGUGUUCCACAGCAAGGUGAAUCAGAUGCUAUACAAGAGAAUUAUGAUAUUGGACUCGGAAGGACAUAAUGACCAGUAUAGCUUGCUAGAUGUUAGGAAUGUGGGACCAUUUGCCCGAGAAUUGACAAAAGAGAAUUUUCAGCUUAUAGAGAAGGUGGUGAUCCAUACACAGUCUAACUUGAUCGAAUACAACUAUAAGGAGUUGUACGACAGUUUUAUCCGCCAGUGGGAGAAGGUGAAGCAUCCGAUUUACUUUGUGAACUUGGACAUAAAUAAUUUGCGGAAAUACCAAUCGUUCAACAAUUACAUCAGUCAGGAGUCGAUUCAGUAUUCGGAGAACGAGGACGAACAGAGCUUUGAGGUGGACGUUCAGGAUACGAUUUUGAAUAACUUGACCAACUGGAUUGCCUUUGACAUUAACGAGCUCAUCAGUUUGCCGUACAAUCCGAGCUUGCGUCAUCUCAAUCUCUUCAUCGAGCAACUGUUUCUCCUUGACCCCAUUGAAAGAUUGAACCGCAAUGUUUUGAGGAAUAUGGAAAACUUGAAGGCGUUAUACUUGAAUCUGCCCAAGUCGACUUCGGUGUUCAUCAAGACGUUCCUGGGGAAGGUCAAGUUGAACUUGCGCAAGCUUUCGCUCUCGAGCUCGCACACAUUCAAGGCCGACUCGUUAUUGACGUUUCGGGAAGUGAGUCAAUUGGUCAACUUCCAGGAUUUGGAGGAGCUCGAAUUGAAAAUUAACUGCACCAACCACUAUUGCCCCAACGAAUGCAUGGUGCAAUUUUUCAGAGACUGGUUCUCGAGCUGCAGAGAUCCGUUGGCGUUGGCAAAAUUAGUGUUGAUCAACUUCAAGUCAAACCCACACACCGACAAUUUAUUGCAGUUCAACAAGUUGAUUGAAAAUGAGUUAUUCUGCUCGAUGAUCUCCAACUUGAGAGAAAUCUACUUGAAUAUUAACGACUUGACAAAAUUAACAUUGGAUAAUAAAUCAUCCUUAAACUACAAUAAAUUCUUCAAGAAUUUAUCCAGAUUACCCAACCUAGCAAAGAUAGUCAUCCCAGAUUUUUUUAACGACUGGGUAGUCAACUUGCCUCGCUUAUUCAAUAAGAGGACAAACUUCUUCGACUUGUUAGUCAACCAAUGUGACUGUAAGGUCUGUAAUGACACCAGACUUACAUUCAAUAAGCUUUCGACUCUUGACUCUAAGAACCACUUCCAGCAUGACUUUGAUAACUUCACGAACUCGUCCGCGGACUCCUCAAGCAUUCAGAUUGAUACCACCAGUGAGUCCAAUUUGAAAUUCUUGAACUACAUCGUCCGCAAGUUGAAGCAGCAGUUUAUUUAUUUAAACCAGAACCUAUACUCCAUCAAUUCAAUUUUGAAUUCUAAUGACAGACCAUUACUCAUCAAUCGUGAUUUAGAUCAAUUCAAGAAUUUGUUCUUGCAUUCUUGUUUAUUGAAUUUAAUCAAAUUAUUUAAGAUACAUAUACCUUCCUUGAGAUCUAUAAACUUAGGAGGUAUCCAAUAUUUAGUUCCAAAUUAA
This is a messenger RNA of Debaryomyces hansenii CBS767, 1632 nucleotides long. Its product is annotated as DEHA2B11836p. Gene Ontology annotation, molecular function: protein binding. The transcript has a single exon. Bases 1 to 1632 code for a protein of 543 amino acids. The record is from RefSeq and is a predicted model, not a curated record. Lineage: Eukaryota; Fungi; Ascomycota; Pichiomycetes; Serinales; Debaryomycetaceae.